UUGAUACCUUCCACUACUUUUAUUGGAUGCAGGCAAAAUUUCAUAUCAUACAAGAAAUACUUGGUAAAUUCCAUUCUAUAGCAGCCAUUAGUAAAAGGGGACAAGCUUAUGAUGCUUUAUUAAAUGAACUGAAUGAGGAAAGACAACAAUGUCGUUCCAAUAUGAGGAGAAUGUUUAAUAGUUCAUUUGGUGCUACUUUCCUCACGGAUACUGGUCAGGAAUCAGCAUUUGCCUAUCAUAUCCAUCAGUAUGCGGAUGUAUAUACGAGUAAACCUGAGAACUUCUUGUUGUAUCCUCCGGAGGCAUGGUUUCAUGUACCAUUUGAUAUCAAAAUCAUGCCACAUCAUCUAAAGGUCCCAUCAAGUCUUUUCAAAACACCCUAGUAUCGUCGUCAACCUUGCUAAAGAACUAGAUUUACACAGGCGCAAUCUAACAGAUUGAUUUAGGUUCAGUUCAAUAAUUUUUAUGGUUUUGUAUGGGAUUUUCAUUCCGUUUCAUUUAUUCUUUUUUCAUUAACUUUUUGGUCUCUCCUCCCGUGAUGAUCUUUUUCCUCAUUUGUAUUCCCUUUUUUGCCUAUGAUUACAGCCACAUUUCUCGGCAUGUAUCGUAAAUUACAAAUGUAAAUAAUUCAUUCAUAGUGAAUGGGUUGUCACUUGUCAUAUAUUGACUUCUGUAGCAAUUGUGGAUUCUGCUCCUCCAAAAAUGUCAUAAAAGGAUGAAAAUAGAGUCUUGUGAUA
This is a messenger RNA of Asparagus officinalis (garden asparagus), 737 nucleotides long. Its product is annotated as 5'-nucleotidase domain-containing protein DDB_G0275467-like. Gene Ontology annotation, molecular function: 5'-nucleotidase activity. Lineage: Eukaryota; Viridiplantae; Streptophyta; Magnoliopsida; Asparagales; Asparagaceae. The record is from RefSeq and is a predicted model, not a curated record. The transcript has 2 exons. The coding region runs from base 27 to 383 and encodes 118 amino acids.